This is a messenger RNA of Rhopilema esculentum, 2726 nucleotides long. RefSeq lists its product as uncharacterized. The record is from RefSeq and is a predicted model, not a curated record. Gene Ontology annotation, molecular function: metal ion binding; acid phosphatase activity. Lineage: Eukaryota; Metazoa; Cnidaria; Scyphozoa; Rhizostomeae; Rhizostomatidae.
UCUAAAGAGAGGUAUGUUUUUGAAAGUAGAAUCUGCGAGUAGCUUCCUAAAAUUUGAUGGGAGAGCCAUGUUUCAGUUUUAUGUCACUUUACUCUACUUGGCUACGGCAUAUGCUGGCUCCAAACAGGCAGUAUCCAAGAACACCAAACAUGCGCAUGUGGUACCCACAUAUUUCAGGAGGCAAGACAAAGAUGGUAAUCUCAUAAACAAAGACGGGCCUGACUAUGGCCGUGAAAUUAAUCAUCCUAUAAUCGAAAAGAUAUCGAGCUACGAUUUGCAACAUUCCGUGCUGACCGUGAGGCCUUCCUUUCUGAAGAGUGGUGAGCGGGUAACUGUGUCUUGGAGUGGGAUUGCCAAACCAAACGCCAAAGAUUGGAUUGCCCUAUUAUGCCCACCAAAUGAUAAUAUAAAAAGACAUCUUGAUCACUUCUUUGUUGAUGUGACCUCCACAUGGAACCUGGGAUACGGGAGUCAUUCCGUUCGACUUUACAAUUUAAGAGAUGACUGCGAAUUUCGUUACUUUAGGAAUUAUGGAAAAUCAACGUUAACUGCGAGAAGCAACAAGGUUUCUUUUCAGUUUGGCGUAAACGCUCCUUUGCAGGGGAGGCUUGCUUUGACGGGCAACCCUGCAGAAAUGCGAGUUAUGUGGACGUCAUCGUUAUCCAAAAGAAUUGUUGUUAAAUAUGGUGUGUCCAAAAGCAAGCUGGAUAUGGAAGCCACUGGUAAAUCUUGGACGUACAAAGCAAGUGAUAUGUGCGGACCAGUUGCCAAUACCACUGGAUUCAGGGAGCCUGGUUAUAUUCAUGACAUACUGCUUACAAAGCUGAAGCCCAUGACACGCUACUUUUAUUCUUAUGGCACAACUGAGGCCAUGAGUCCAGUGAUGAACUUUACAACAGCAUUUCCAAGUGGAUCAAAGAAGCCAUUCAAAUUCAUCGUUUAUGGUGACAUGGGUCUGACACUCCCUAGUGCCUUCGAAACCGCUGCUUGGAUGCUAGAAGAGUAUAGGAAGAACGAUAUUCAAUUCAUUUUCCACAAUGGAGAUAUUUCGUAUGCAAGAGGUCAUGCUUAUCUAUGGGAUCUGUGGCAUUUAUACAUUGAGCCAUAUUCAACUCUUAUACCAUACAUGGUUGGAAUUGGAAAUCACGAGCAGGAUCAUGUCAGUGGCGGGGAAAAGGACCCCAGUGGGGCAUCUGGGUUAGGAUUUCACCCAUACUGGGGAAAUUAUGGCGAUGAUUCAGGAGGUGAAUGUGGAGUUCCGAUGUUCAACAGAUUUCACAUGCCAGAUAAUGGAAACCAUCUUUGGUGGUACAGCUAUGAUUAUGGUAUGGUGCACAUGAUUAUGAUGAGCACGGAACAUGACUUCAGGCCUGGCAGUAGGCAGUAUGAAUGGCUAGAAAAUGAUCUGCAAAGUGUAAAUCGUGCGAAGACACCUUGGGUGUUGAUCGGAGGUCACCGUGCGAUGUACGCUAGUGCAGACAUAAGCAGUGAUCUUAGAGUUUCCUUCGGCAUGCAGCUUGCGUUUGAGGACCUUCUCUUCAAAUACCGCGUUGACAUGGCGUUCUGGGCCCAUUACCAUAGUUACGAACGCACCUGCAAGGUGUAUCGACAAGAAUGCAGGGAUGAUGGCGUCAUUCAUAUUGUUGUUGGGACUGCUGGAAUGACACGUGACAAAGAUGACCAUCUCAAAAUGCCUUGGUCAGUGUAUGCCGAGAACGACUACGGUUACGGGCGUGUCACUGUCUCAAAUGCUAGUGCUCUCCUUUAUGAGUGGGUACGCAACGUGGAUGGGGAGGUGAGAGACAAAGUCUGGCUCCACAAGUGAUAUAACUUUUGUCACAAGCUUGACCAACGAAGUCGCAGUUGAGUCAAAGUUCGAACCUUCCUUCCUUACAUGCGUCGUUAGACACAAAUAAGAAUUGUAUCACGUUUAUUUUUAUCGAAAAAAUAAUCUUAUGCCCUUAUCUUAAAAAUAGAGUUACGCUUAGCAAUGAUAAUCUCGAGGAUAUUCGUGCUUAUGCAGAAAUAAUUUCUUUACCAAAACUCUCCCAUAAAACUUAUAUUCGUAACAUGUUGCAAGUUAAUAAUUUCCCAAUUCACCAAAACUCGCUAAAAAGAGACAGCUGCACCACUUUGAGUCACGAGAAUUGCAAAGAACGGGAGGAUGUUCUUAAAGAAUAUCCACAUUUUCUUCUAAUGAUACGCAAAUGAAACAUUUUUGACCAUUAUUUGUUCGUGAAAAUUUGAUAACCACACCAAAAAAUAGAAUGUUGUUAUAACAAAGCAGGAUAAUUUCUUAGUUUUCAGAAUACUGUUACCGCAGUCUUGUAAGCAUUUUCCUAAAGAAGGCAGGCUGGCCAAAGCUAGAGCAGCGGGAAAAUUGAGCUUUAUUCGUGAUGACCUGUUUUGGGUGUAUGUUAAAAAUCUAAUUUUUAGAAUUAUGAUGAUUAAUCCUCAGUUAGAAAUUUUAGCUGUCACAGUCAUCAAGUGCAAACAAAUAAACAUAAAAACUACAUUCUUAUACCGAAAAUUUACAGCUGUCGUAAGGCAGCAUUGCAUGAAGUCUCUUCAACGCCAGUUGUUAGGAUAUAAAUUGAUUGGAAUUUUAGCCAUGCGUUCUUGCAUUUGAGAAGUGGUACCAUCAUCAUCUCCAGCCUCAUGACGACCAUCACUGUAUUAUCGUUAUCAUCAAUCAACCAAUUUUUAAGAAAUCAAUUUUUGCAAGA